Messenger RNA from Photinus pyralis (common eastern firefly), 3203 nucleotides. RefSeq lists its product as uncharacterized. Gene Ontology annotation, molecular function: DNA binding. The record is from RefSeq and is a predicted model, not a curated record. NCBI's taxonomy places the organism in Eukaryota, Metazoa, Arthropoda, Insecta, Coleoptera, Lampyridae. The transcript has 4 exons. Gene Ontology annotation, biological process: DNA recombination; DNA integration. Bases 22 to 2892 code for a protein of 956 amino acids.
AUUAAUAGAGAAACAAAUGUCAUGGACUUGCAAGACACUGUCAUUGCGAAUGUAUCACAUCCCGUACAAAACACCUGCGAUGUUUUUAGUGAUUUGGAAGACACAACUUUUAUUAGUGGAGAAACAUCAGAAGGCACAGCUUUAAAAAUUAUGUCCAGAACUUCAAUACAGACUACCCCCGUCAUCAAUACGCUUUUUACUGCAGAAGUAGAUGGGCAAUGUGAUACUAACGAUGUUCAUUCCUCUCCUUUAUCAACUGAUGCUUCAGUUGCACAUGUCAUCGAUGAUUUACAUAAUUCUAGUUCUGCAUGUCCUGUCGCUACAGUUUCUAUACGGAGUAAAAGAAAUUUGGUCCAGAUGGAAAAUCCUGAAGUACAGUGCAAUAAAAAAAGAAAACCUACUCCUCUCACUUAUGAUAGAAAUGUGGUAAUCACACCAUCUCAUACUUCAAACGCUCAAGUACUUGAUAACAUACCUGCCACUGCUUUAUCUGAAAACAAGAAAACUAACCCGAGGAAAUACUUCUGCGUAUAUUGCAAUAAGUUAUAUGCAAAGUUUCCUCAACAUCUGCAAACGUCACAUAGAGAUGAACCUGCUGUGAAGAUGUAUAUGUUUUUACCAUCGAAAUCUCCUGAGAGAAGGAAAAUCAUAGAAACCAUCAGAAGGCGUGGAGAUUUUGUGCACAACACUUCUACUGAUUUUAAUUCGGGUCACCUAUUUGUAGCAAGACGUUCACAUUCACAGUCAGAUUGUAAUUCUAAAGAUUAUGUACCGUGUCCACAUUGUGCUGCUUUUUUUAACAAGACAACUCUACGCCUGCAUGCCAAACAUUGUAUUCCUGCAAAAGUUACAGGUCAGAGAAACAUACUUUCUGCAAGUCGAUCUCUACUGUGUAAGCUACAUCCAAGGGCUAGUGAAUUUUUGAAAACAAAGAUAUUUUCAAUUUUUCGUGAUGAUGAUUGCGUACAGUCUAUUCGAUACGAUUUGUUGGCAGUAUUAUAUGGAAAUUAUAUGUGUAAUAAGUAUUCCUUGCAACAUCAUCACGACAUGAUCAGGAAUAAAUUGAGAUCUAUUGGGCGUCUAUUAAUCGUGGCAAAGUCUAUGGACUCCACCAUAAAGGAUUUUGUGAACUUGUUAACGCCAGAAAAAUUUGAUGUCGCCAUUGCUGCUAUAAAACAAGUGGGAGGUCUAAAUGCUACUAAUACACAUUACAAAGCUCCAACAACUGUUCUUACAUUGUCCACUGUAUGUAAGCAAGCAUGUAACAUUUGGAAAACCGAAUGUAUUAAGAACUCUGAUCCUAUUGCAAAACAGAAGGUGGAAGACUUUCUCGUUCUUUUCAAUGUUUCAUUUCCUGCGGAAUUAGGUAGAACCGCCAUCGAAAAUCGUGUUGAGCAACAGCGUCAUAAGGUGGUCGAGUUGCCUAUGAAAGAUGAUGUAAAAAAGUUAGUUUCGUUUUUGAGACUUAAACGAAGAGAAUGGUUUUCAAAAAUUCGUCGAGGGAAUGUGCAAGAUUUCAGAUAUGCCUUACAACAACUUGCUUCUUAUACUCUUGUUUCAUUAAUGGUUUUUAAUCGCAGACGUCCAGGUGAAUUGGAACGCAUAACUCUUACAGAUUUUGCCAACUUGAAGUCUGCACAUACUAUUUCCACAUUGGGUGGCCAUUUUCAAGCAAAUCCAGAUGAUGCGCGUUUAGCAAAUCGUUAUAAACGCUUUGAGAUACGUGGCAAACUUAAUCGAACUGUACCUGUUCUGGUAGACUUUGAAAUCGAAGCAUGCAUUAAUUUAAUUAUACAAAAUCGGGAAAAACUUGGCAUCUCUUCUGACAAUCCCUAUGUUUUUGCUUGCCCUUCAAAUGAUGGCCGACAUAAAUAUUUACGUGCUUGUUACCUUUUGCGAACAUAUUCCAAUACUUGUGGUGCUUCAAGAUCUGACCUGUUACGUGCUACUUUUUUGAGAAAACAAAUUGCAACUGAGUGUGCUUUGAAUGAUCUCGCUGAUAAUGUAAUACAUGAUGUCGCUAAUUUUAUGGGUCAUGCUGUGGACAUCCACAACAAUAUUUAUCGGAGGCCGGUAGAGAAACGGGAUAUCUUACAAAUGUCCAAAAUCUUAGAAAUGAUACAGGGUGAUAAUAACUAUAUACAUGAAACAAGUGCGAGUAAUAAUGAACCCAUAAUGGAGAAUUCAGAAAAUGCCGCUUAUGAUAAAGAAGCGGGUUCAAGUUUGCAAAAUAAUGAAGUACAGCAAAUGCGUAUUUCUGGAACAGCUGAUUGUUUGGAGAACACUAACUUCAAUACGGAAACGACUACUUCGACAACACAUGUAAGCAGUUCAGAUUCUCCGCCCCACAAUGACCACCCACCUCGUGAUGAUUCAUCUUCUGAUGAUGAUUGUAUAUCGACGACUAAAAAGAAAGGCAAACAUAUUAAUGGAUUAACACGUGUAUGCGGCCCAAAACGGUCAUGGACACCUGAAGAAAUAAAAGCAGCAUCUGAGCAUUUUAAGAAGUACUUGUUAUCAAAUAAGCUUCCGUCGCUUUCAAAAAUAUGCCAAAAACUUCCCCUCAUUACACAACUAAAGCUGCGUUCUCCGACUUCAGUUAAAACAUGGCUUCACAAUGAACUGGUACGUCAACGUGGAAAAAGACUUCAAGAUAUCAAAACUCCACACGAUAUCGAAACUCCGCACGUUAAAGUUAGGAGGACACGUUGGACCCCAAACAUGAUGUUCCAAUUGAAGAAAGUAUUUGCAGAUAAUUUCAAGUAUAGAAAAUUGCCUUCUAAUAGUCAGUGCGCUGCUGCAAAGGAUAACUUUCCUGAUUUUCAACAUUUAACUAUCGCCGCCAUAAAGACUGCAGUUGCCAAUGAAAUGGAACGUAUGAAGAGAACGUAAUUUUGUAAUUGCUACAAGAAUUUGAAUUUUGAAAAAUUUCAAGAUUGUUUUUUUUUACAUUUGUUUGUUGCGGUAUACAUAGUUCUAGUAACAUGGUACUUGGAACACUGGUUUGCAUUUUGUGUGUGUUGAAAUGACGCCAAAAUUCGGAAAUAUUAAUUAUAAGUCUUGAUUGUAUACCUUUUUUUGAUUUUUCUCUGAUAUUUUAUACUUGUAUACAACCUUAAUUAAAUAUGUUUUUGUAAAUGUCAUCACAUUUAAGUUUGGUGUAUUUUGAAUGAAAUUUCUAAAUUAAAUGAUUAUUAAUUUCA